AUGUUGAACACGUUAAGGGUGAAUGUAUUUGGCAAAUUAUGCAGUGGCCCUUUCAGUGGCCCUAUUACCAGGACCGCUGUAGGGUCUCUAAUGGGGAAAAAUAUUCAACGAGCUACGUACUCUGGCAUUAAUGGGACACCCAUACUACAGAAUAAGGAAAUGACAAACGUGUACAAACCACGUGGUGAUUCCAACAACAUGGCGGGCUUAACUACUCCCUCUACCAAUUCCAAAGGGAAAAAAAAUAACAAUACUAAAAUAAGAGUUCAUAAAUAUAUCUUGAAUUGUUUAUUCACGAGAAAUAACACACAUUUCACGUUUUCUGCCAUCGAAGAAGAUCUCAAGAAGAGUGAGCAAAUGGUAAAUGAAAGUUCUAAAAAGACUUACAACGAAGUUUACUUGUAUUAUUUGAGUUUGCCCAAAGUUGUUAAAUUCCAAACUUCUACUGGUCGACUGGGAUUCAGAAAAGCUGCAAGAGGGGAAUAUGAAGCAGCUUUUCAAACUGCUGCCAAAUUAUUCGAAACUAUCAAAGAAAAGAAUUACUUGGAUGCUGAUAUAGAGAUUGUAAUGAAACAGUUUGGUAAGGGAAGAGCUGCCUUUGUAGCUGCCUUGUCAGGGAAGGAAGGUCAAUAUAUCAGAGGCAAGGUGGUUCGUGUGAGUGAUGCUACUCAAAUGAAGUUUGGUGGUGUCCGUGCACCAAGCGCAAGAAGACUAUGA
Messenger RNA from Henningerozyma blattae CBS 6284, 717 nucleotides. RefSeq names its product mitochondrial 37S ribosomal protein uS11m MRPS18 (gene MRPS18). The transcript has a single exon. Gene Ontology annotation, cellular component: ribosome. Lineage: Eukaryota; Fungi; Ascomycota; Saccharomycetes; Saccharomycetales; Saccharomycetaceae. The record is from RefSeq and is a predicted model, not a curated record. Gene Ontology annotation, biological process: translation. Gene Ontology annotation, molecular function: structural constituent of ribosome. The coding region runs from base 1 to 717 and encodes 238 amino acids.